UGUAACAAUAUUCCGAUGUCUGUUGGACAUAUUAUUUUUACGUAUAAAUACUACCUAUAUUGACAAUAAUUGAAAUAAUGAUAUCCUGGUUGGUAAAGGCAGGCAUAGCAAUAUUAAAAUGUACGGACGGUACAUCGGUGUACCGCGUGUAUACAAGCUUGAAGCCAUCGGCUGUCAGUUGUCACCACUCGCCGUCAACCGACUAACCGAGCUGAUUCGAUCGAGAGCUACCCCCGUAGCCCCGCCCCAGGCCACUGUGUUUAUUCGACGUUCGGACUUUCCGAGUGUAACAGUCUGUAGGGUAUUACACUAUUAUUGUAUAUAUAGUAUGUCUGUACUAGGGUUGCGCCUGCUCUGCCGACCGAGUGAUAUUUGCAGGGGAUGUGUACCGCGCAGACGCGAAUUAAAACAUAUCGCACAACCCCCAUGCACUAUUCACAGUAAUAAUAAUAAUAAUUAAGCUAUGCGCUCAUGGACUACGCGUCUACGCGGAAUUUUUAUAUAAUAAUAUAAUGUUGUAAAUUGUAAAAUAAUCGCCGUCUGGCCGUCAAUCGCAUAACCAAUUAGUCUUUUAUUCUGUGGUCAUCGGUCACAAUCAAUUAUAGUCUUUCGUAAUUACGUGUUCGUGGUUAAUGGUUAUCUAUCAUCAUUCAUCGCCGGUAUAGCUGUUGGUGUCGUACCGCGCGAUAUAGAAUAAAAUAAUAAUUGUAUAAUUUAAAUAUUCAACAAAAACGAGAGCGGUUUGUUCACGUCCACUGCAAUCGAAUGAUAAUUAUUAUAAAGGGAAAUGCGAACGCAUGUCAUCGUUCGCAAUGUCAACAACGACGAUAACAACGCUGUUCAUUUUCGGCGCGGUUCCGUUUAUGACCGUCGUCAUGUCGACGGUCGACGGUAGGCGCUGCGCUGUUGCUGCCGCAGGUUUGUGAGACGGGGAUGCGGCUGGCCGGUGUUCUUCGCUCACCGGGCGGAUUCGGUCCGACGUCAUAGCCGUAGAUAACGUCAUAUUAUAGCGAUUUCGUUUUGUCCCGAUGGAGGAAGUCAAAGAAGUACGCGCGUGUCGUUGUCAUCCCGCGAUCGCAGCUCAGUUUGCUGCAAAUCGCCUUCGAUGCCUUCGAAAUUAAUUUUUUUUAAAUAUAAACUCCCCCAGAAUGCGAUGUUGGUUAUCAAUGCACGUACGAUACUACAAUUUUAGUACUAACUGAGUGAUUCAAUGAUGAAAACUCGAGUCCGUCUGUUGCUGCUCUUGUUCACUGGUGCUCUUACCUUGUUCGUAGUCUUUUUUGUCUUCGAUGAAAAACCCAACAACGUAGACGUCAAAGACAACAAGUAUUAUAGUCAAAAACUUAAACCACCGACCCAUUACAAGCCCGCAAAACAACAGUAUAUAAUACAUCCACCACAUAUAGAACGUACAUUACCCAAUCGAAGUGGAAUCAUUCCAAGAGACGCAGUUUGGCAAAAAGUCCAAUCAACAAAGUACAAAUUUUUCAUUUAUUCAGCAUACUUGGAUACAAGAAUCAAAUCUGUUGGACCAUUGGUACGCAUAAUUGGUGCGACCAAAACUCGAAAACCAGAUCCAGUUUGGUGUAGAUUAUGGUAUGCAAAUAGUUCCAAGACUGUUUCAGCAUUUGUGAAAGCAAUCCGGGAAAACUGGAAUCUAAAGUACAGUGCAGUAUUUGUGUUGUGCAAAUUACCAUCAGACGGAAACCAUCCGUUAAGCGUAUCUAUUGUGUCUCACAUUAAAGAUCCAAUUACAAAUGAAAUUUUGAUUCAAACGCCAAAACCAACUAGUCAACUCAAGACUGAUAUAGAAAUUUGUGUUAAGCCAUUUCAUUAUUAUUAUGAUCGAGCAAUACAACUUAUGGAAUUUGUAGAGUUAAAUUAUUUACUCGGGAUUGGACAUUUUACAUUUUAUAAAAACACUAUUGGGCCAAAUGUUGAAUGUGUUUUGGAUCGUUACAUAAAAGACAAUUUGGUUUCUGUUUUAUCUUGGCAGUUGGAUAUGGUAUCCAAACAAGAAAUCAGAACUGAAGGAAUGUUCGCUGCGCUUAAUGAUUGCUUGUAUAGAAAUAUGUACAAAUCAAAAUAUGUGGCAUUUUUAGACAUAGAUGAAAUUAUUGUUCCUAGACAAAAUGAUACAUUAAUCAAAUUAAUUAAUUGGUUAAACAUUUAUCAAACUCCAGCUGCAUAUUCAUUUCGUAAUGCAUUCUUCUACAUGCAAUGGGCUGAUGAUGACUCUUUACCAUUAGAUCAAAAUCCAUUUCAUUCAAAUCUUGUAGUAUUACGUAAAACACGGCGUAAGACUAAAUUGCAUCCACACAAACAACGUUCAAAAUAUAUUUGUGAUCCGCAACGAAUAGUAGAAGUUGGAAAUCAUUUUAUCUGGGAGUUUUUAAAUCCUAAUGAUGGGACAUUUUAUUUUACACCAGAACGUGCAAUACUUCAUCAUUAUAGGGUUUGUGAGUAUGGAGGAAAUGAUUGUGUAACUGCAGACUCUACAGUUGACCGAACCGUGUACAGGUAUAGAAAAAAAUUGGUCGACAGAAUAACAAAUACUCUUAGCAACUUGGAUACAAAUUGUCUAAUAGAAGCUCAAGCAAACACUAAUGAAACAAUGUACUUCUCAAAUUAAUUUUUCUUGAUAACAUUUCAUUUUCAUAAAGUGUGCUUCCAAUAAUUUAUUUACUAUAAUUGUUUUAAACAGGGUGAAUUAAACCUUUAAAAUAUGCAUAAUGCAUAUUAGUGUUGUGUGAAUUAAGUGUAAUUUAUGGGUCAAGAGUAAAUUAACUCUAUAGUCUGUACCAAAAAAGAGCACACUGGGCGCGGAUAAAAAUCGGUCCAAACUCGCGCAUGCAGCUGACUAACGGAGACCAAUUAUAGAGCUAAUAGACUGCCAGCAACUGACGUUGUUCCGCGAUUCAUUUGGAUGCGCCAACGUGGUGUACUCUUAUUUGGUACAGACUAUAGGCAAUAUUUUAAAUAGAAAAAAAACAUUAUACCCUUAUACCUUACUUGUAAAAAAUAUAUAAGUGAAUAAAAAUAAAAUGUUUGUAUUUAAAAAA
Molecule: messenger RNA, 3062 nt
Organism: Acyrthosiphon pisum (pea aphid)
Lineage: Eukaryota; Metazoa; Arthropoda; Insecta; Hemiptera; Aphididae
Product: beta-1,4-galactosyltransferase galt-1
Exons: 5
Coding region: 1211-2632 (473 amino acids)
Cellular component (GO): cytoplasm
Molecular function (GO): glycosyltransferase activity
Source: RefSeq, a predicted model, not a curated record